Molecule: messenger RNA, 1530 nt
Organism: Colletotrichum higginsianum IMI 349063
Lineage: Eukaryota; Fungi; Ascomycota; Sordariomycetes; Glomerellales; Glomerellaceae
Exons: 3
Coding region: 1-1530 (509 amino acids)
Source: RefSeq, a predicted model, not a curated record
AUGUGGCUGAGAGAAAGUCUACAAGCCACCGCAGUGGAAGUAUCUAUCAAACGGGAUAGCAAGGCUGCAUCGCCGCGAGAUAUUGAUGCUUUUGUUGUUCAAACGCCACAUCUCAAGCUCUGCACCUCCUUGGAUGUCCUCAAGCGUCACUUUGGUGACUCCUCCCUCGACAACCGCAGUGCCAUUUCAGUCAGGUUUGAAGGUGUCUCACAAUGGGUUUUGGACGUUUUUCGCCACAUUCCACUCGAAAUUCGACCUCCUGAGCCCGUCACCCGCUCUGGUAUGUCUAAUGACCAUAGCCUCCGGCGAUGUGGAGUGUGGGUGCAUCCGCAAUUUGAGGGACGAACUAUCCUUCGACUCGAGGGGAUUGCGCCUGCAGGGAACGAAAGAGUCAUGGGAUUCACGGAAUUCGUCCAGAACAACCUCCACGCUUCAGGCAUGCCCGAUAUCCGGGUCGUGGGAUCCGUCUGCUCAACUAUGGCAGGGUUAACGGCCGAGGUCGCGGUUCGCGCGAGCGUUCCAGACCACUCCGUUGUCAGCCAGGAGUCUCGACUUUCUUUCGCAGGGUCGUUGUCAUGGAACGCAUCCAACACGCGUGUAGAAUUUGCCGCUUCGAUCUCGGACUCUCGUGGGUCCCUUUUCCUCCAGCCCCCCGAGACUAUGACUGUCAAAGACGUUGCCAACUGGGCAGUGGGCCGGUUCAGCUCUUCAAUGCGUGUAGAAGAUCGUCAAGAUGCUUCCAUGAUGGAGGGGAGCUUCAUGGAUGUUCUGGGCGACAUAGCGAAGUCCAUCGUCCCCCGACAGCUAUCUCUGACUAUUGGCGCAGGCUCUGCCUUGACUCCCUUUCAAAUUGACGUCGAACUUAGGCUCAAUCUUGGCGCGAAAGAUAAUAUUUAUCCCUUCCGGGAGGCUUUCUUAGAGAUCUCGCUAGAUACUACUAAUGCUGUCGACGCAAUCUUCCUUCCACAGUUAUUCGACAAGGAAGCUAAUGUAGAUGACUUUCUGAAGGGGAUCCCCCUAACCUUACGAAAUGCGUCCGUUAAAGUCAGUCUGGGAGACUGGAAGAAGUUAGUUAUUAGGGGUCGGCUGCAGUGCUCAGCCCUAGGUGUGGAAAGUGAUGUUAUGCCGACCGUUUGGCUGGACGAAUUGCAGCUGUUCUACAUGAGAGACUUUUCGACAAAAUCGACCGAAUUCGAGCUCAGGGGUAACAUCAACCUAAAGGCGCCCGAUUAUGUGUUUUCCAUCCAGCGGUCGGCGAUCGUCUGCGUCUACAUUGACUACAAUGAGGACAGCUGGACGCUAUCUGCCGAUGCUGUCGACGUGCAAACUGCCAACUUCUAUUCGUUGCUCCCCAUUGACGUCUCCAAUCAAGCACUGAUGAAACUCAUGUCGGAUGUCUGGGUUCCUGAGAUUUCCGUCAUAGUCAAGUUCGCUAAUGGGAAGGCAAAGGCUACCAACAUCGAUGGCAUUUUCGCCAUUAGACCGCUACAGAUGUUCCUUAACUACUACUACAGCUCGGAGGAGGGAUAG